This is a messenger RNA of Blumeria graminis f. sp. triticale, 825 nucleotides long. NCBI's taxonomy places the organism in Eukaryota, Fungi, Ascomycota, Leotiomycetes, Helotiales, Erysiphaceae. The record is from the annotation of a GenBank genome assembly.
AUGAGCCAGGACAAGAAUAAAGAUCCCGAAGCAACUUGCCCCGUUGAUGCAACGGCACGAGCUGCCUGGCUCGCAACCAAUUCUAAGAACUCCACCGAACAAUGUAGCAACCAAAAUUCUCGAGAGAUAUCGAAUCAUGCUGGCAGCAAUCCAGCUCCGCGCCAGUCAAGCCUCACGGCUGUAACUUCAAUAGCUGCAACGCUACUUUCUAGUCUUUUAUCUCCAUGGCCAGCUCCGCCACAUAUGCGGCAAGGUAGCGGCGUCGUCCUUGGCCACGAAAGAGAGAUCUCAACCAUACCACGCGCCUCCCUAGUCGCAGACAGUGCCACGGCAGCGCCGGCGAAUUGUGAACGAGAAGGUGGCGUUAGUGAAGGCGGCAAUUGGAUCUACCCAUCUGAGAAGAUGUUCUUCGAAGCUAUGCGCCGUAAGGGGUAUCAGGGUGAGACUAGGGAUAUGAAAACCAUCGUUCCUAUUCAUAAUGCCGUAAAUGAGCGCGCAUGGAAGGAAAUAAAACAAUGGGAAGCUUCAUGGGAUAGUGAUAAAUUAUGUGGAGGUCCAAAAUUACACUCGUUCUCAGGAAUAUCAAAAAAAAUGAGUCCUAAAGCAAGAAUCAAUACUUGGCUAGGAUAUACAGCGCCAUUUGACAGGCACGAUUGGGUAGUGGAUCGGUGUGGAAAGAAAAUCGACUACGUGAUUGAUUUCUACGCAGGAAAAGAUGAUGGCAAAGGCAACGGAAAAUUAAACUUCUUCCUCGAUGUGAGACCAAAAUUAAAUUCUUUAGAAGGGUGGAAGAUGAGAGCGGCAAAUCUGCUUGGCUUUGUAUAA